This is a messenger RNA of Epithele typhae, 1365 nucleotides long. RefSeq lists its product as uncharacterized. The annotation marks the transcript as partial. Lineage: Eukaryota; Fungi; Basidiomycota; Agaricomycetes; Polyporales; Epitheliaceae. Gene Ontology annotation, molecular function: protein binding. The transcript is spliced from 2 exons. The record is from RefSeq and is a predicted model, not a curated record.
AUGGACCCCAUCUCCCUCCUCUCUCUCUACGACGACGUCCUUCUCGCGAUAUUCUCCUUCCUCGACCGCGACGAUGCGCUCGCGAUGUCUUCCACCUCCAGACACGCCUACUCCCUUGCCAUAUCCCGCAUCUUCGUCAACGUGUGCUGGGACAGAGACCUCGAAGUAGACGACAAGGACGCCUCCGAAGCACGUGCACUAUCGCGAUAUAUGUGCGCACCAGAGCCGUUUUCCCAAGUCCCCCGCGUCCGGCACCUCCGCCAUUUCACCCUCCACCACUUUUGCGAUGUCGAUGUUCCUCCUUUGCGCGAAAUUCUCAGCCAAGCCUUCAACCUCCGCACUAUCGAGAUCCACAGCUUCGAGUUCUUCGUACACCAAGACAGACUUCUCGUAGACGCUAUCGGCGCCAUGCACAACCUCGAGCAAGCACGCCUGAUAGAUGUCGGUCCUGAGACGGUAGCUGCUCUGCCGGAGAUCCUCUCGAGUCGGCGCCUGACCUUAUUGACGCUUGAAUUCGACGAGAUGUACUUUGAGUCCGGAGACAUCGACCUCGCGGCCCUCGUGUCCGGACUCUCCUCCAUGCAGAGCCUACACACCCUCGCCCUCGUCUCGUACAUCGUGCCAACGGAUCCCCUAAUCCCAUCCAAACCGUCCUUCCCUCCAUUCGCCACCUCUCCUUCCGCUGUCUUGCUCAGAUCCCCUCUGCUGAAUGCGAAGGGAGAGCGGCCCGUAACACUUUCCAUGGCAGAUGAAGACCGAUGGCCUACCGGACUCAAGCGGCUCGACGUCCCCUCCCCCACCUUCAUCCCAUGGACUACUGCCGGGCGCAUCGGGCGCGUCGGCACGUUGGCAUACGGGGCGAGCACGCCGAUAUCCAGCCCAGCCGGCUUCUACGACUCCAUCCAGCUUCUUUCGGCCAUCCGGCCCACCGCCCUAGAGCUCCACACGACACCACGAUGGUGGACCCGGGUCGUGUCUGGAACAUGCUGUGGCGUGCCGCGCCCGUGCUGCGCUCGCUCGAGAUCGUCGUCGCGCCGGGCGAGUGCGACUGCGCCAAUAUACGGUCCGUCACGUCCUCGCCGCGCCUCCCUCCCCGCUCUUUUCCCGACCACUGACCCCCCGCGCCGCACCCAGGAGCCGCUCCUCGCCGCGCUGCGAUCCAAAUCGUUCGCGCUCGUCCACUUGUCCCUGCACUUCCCGCCGAUCCCACUAUACUACCACGCGUCGGGCGUGGCGGAAGUGGACGGUUGGCGCGCGACCGAAUCCCGCCGCGUCGAAGUGCUCCGCCCGCUCCCUCUGCGGAUCGUCGAGGCCGUCCCGACGCUCCGCGUCCUCGCGCUCUCCUCUUGCCUCCCCGGAUCCACC